Molecule: messenger RNA, 6649 nt
Organism: Physeter macrocephalus (sperm whale)
Lineage: Eukaryota; Metazoa; Chordata; Mammalia; Artiodactyla; Physeteridae
Gene: LRRC32
Product: leucine rich repeat containing 32
Exons: 4
Coding region: 148-2259 (703 amino acids)
Cellular component (GO): extracellular matrix
Molecular function (GO): protein binding
Source: RefSeq, a predicted model, not a curated record
GUUGGAGGGUGUUAGAGAGGGAGAUCUUGGGCUGGUGUUGUGGAAACAUUUGCUUUGGAGGCAGACAGGCUGGAUUCUGAUCCUGAUUCUGCCAUUUACUGCCUGUGUGACUUUGAGUAAGUCACCUCUCUGAGCCUCGUUUCCCUCAUGGGCAAACUCUAUAGGGGGCAGGCAGCUCAGCACCUGCUGGAGAAAACACAGCAUUUGGGUCAUACAGACCUGGGGCUAAAUCCCAAAACACUUAAGAGCUGGGUAACUAUGGGAGCCAUGAGCCACCGGAUCCUGCUGCUUCUGGCCGUGCUGACCCUGGGCCUGGCUACGUCCCAACACCGAGACAAGGUGCCCUGUAAGAAGGUGGACAAGGAAGUCUUGUGCCGGGGCCUUGGCCUACUCCAGGUCCCCUCGGUGCUCCCACGGGACAUCGAGGUCCUCAACCUGUCUGGGAACCAGCUGCGGAGCAUACUGUCCUCGCCCCUGGGCUUCUACACCUCGCUUCUUCACCUGGACCUGAGCGCCAACGAGAUUAGCUUCCUCCAGCCAGGGGUCUUCCAGGCCCUGCCCCACCUGGAGCACCUCAACCUGGCCCACAACCGCCUGGCGGUGGGCACGGCGCUGAGCACUGGGGGUCUGGGUCCCCUGCCACACCUGAUGUCCCUGGACCUGUCUGGCAAUAGCCUGUACAGUGGCCUGGCGGAGCGGCUGCUGGCGGAGGCGCCUGCCCUGCGCAGCCUCUCGCUGGCAGAGAACAGCCUGACGCGCCUGGGCCGCCACACCUUCUGGGGCACACCCGCGCUCGAGCGGCUGGACCUUCACAGCAACGUGCUGAUGGACAUCGAGGACGGAGCCUUCGAGGCCCUGCCCCACCUGGCACACCUCAACCUCUCCAGGAACUCCCUCACCUGCAUCUCCGACUUCAGCCUCCAGCAGCUGCGGGUCCUAGACCUGAGCUGCAAUAGUAUCGAGGCCUUUCAGACAGCCCCGGAGCCCCGGGCCCAGUAUCAGCUUGCCUGGCUCGACCUGCGGGAGAACAAACUGCUCCACUUCCCCGACCUGGCCGCACUUCCGAGACUCAUUUACCUGAACGUGUCUAACAACCUCAUCCGCCUCCCUGCGGGGCCGCCCCAGGGCGGCGAGGGCCUUCAUGCGCCUUCCGAGGGCUGGUCUGCCUUGCCCUUCUCUAACCCCGGCCGCAACGCCAGCACCCAGCCCCUCUCUCAGCUCUUGAAUCUGGAUCUGAGCUACAAUGAGAUUGAGCUCGUCCCGGAGGGCUUUCUUGAGCACCUGACUUCUCUGCGCUUCCUGAACCUCAGCCGGAACUGCUUGCGGGCCUUUGAGGCCCGGCGGGUGGGCUCCCUGCCUUGCCUUGAACUCCUGGACAUGAGCCACAAUGCGCUGGAGACGUUGGAGCUGGGUGCCAGGGCCCUGGGGUCUCUGCAGACGCUGCUCCUACAGGACAACACCCUGCGGGACCUGCCCCCGUACACCUUCGCCGGCCUGGCCAGCCUGCAGAGGCUCAACCUGCAGGGGAACCGGGUCAGCCCCUGCGGGGGCCCAGGUGAGCCUGGACCCACGGGCUGUGUGGCCUUCUCUGGCAUCUCCUCCCUCCGCGUCCUGAACCUGGCGGACAAUGAGAUGGAGACGCUCCGGGCAGGUGCCUUCCUCCACACUCCGCUGACCGAGCUGGACCUCUCCGCCAACCCUGGGCUGGAUGUGGCCACAGGGGCCUUGGCGGGCCUGGAGGGCUCCCUGGAGGUUCUGGCCUUGCAGGGCAACGGGCUGGCCAUCCUGCAGGUGGACCUGCCCUGCUUCAGCUGCCUCAAGCGGCUCAAUCUGGCAGAGAACCGCCUGAGCCACCUGCCUGCCUGGACGCAGGCUGUGUCCUUGGAGGUGCUGGACCUAAGGAACAACAGCUUCAGCCUCCUGCCGGGCAGUGCCAUGGGCGGCCUGGAGACCAGCCUGCGGCGCCUCUACCUGCAGGGGAACCCCCUCAGCUGCUGCGGCAACGGCUGGCUGGCGGCCCAGCUGCACCAGGGCCGUGUGGACGUGGACGCCACCCAGGACCUGAUCUGCCGCUUCGGCUCCCAGGAGGAGGUGUCCCUGAGUCACGUGCGUCCUGAGGACUGUGAGAAGGGGGGACUCAAGAACGUCAACCUCAUCAUCAUCCUCACCUUUGCCCUGGUGUGUGCCAUCCUUCUCACCACGCUGGCCACCUGCUGCUGUGUCCGCCGGCAGAAGUUCAACCAACAGUACAAAGCCUAGAGAGGCUGGGGGCUACAGACCAGCUCUGUCAGGGGAUCCUGCCAGGCUCCAGCUCCGCCUCCCCCAGCCGCAAGCAUCCUGGAGAUUUCUCCAGCCCAGCUUCCUCCCUGGGCUGUGACCUCUCACCUCCCAGUUCCUGCUCCCAGCUCCUACUCUCCAAAGGAAAAAUUGAAAUGCCUAUUUCAUGGAUGGGGCUAGGGGGUGAGAGGGUAUGUGACUCAAUGCCCUUGCACACAGUAGGUGCUGCACGAAGGCCUGCAGGAGGGCAGUAGCAUGGGCUGAGCUCAACCCAGGACUCUGGGAACCUCUGACUCAGCCGGGAGCCCACCAGGCCCCUAACCCCUUUUCCUGGCAAACAAAGGAGUUUGCUCACCUGACCAAGACCCCCAGCAAGGCAGAAAUUCCUGUUUUCAGACGAACAUGGACACAGCUGCCAACUAGGUCAUCGGAGCAUCCGGCAAGUUCCAGGGCAAGAGGAUGCCCUUGCACAGCCCCUGUCACAGACAGACUGCCGUGUCAGGUCACCUGGCUCACUCAGUCCACGAGGACCAGGCCCAGCAGGAGCCGGGCUCGCAGGCUGCGUGGGAGGAGAGGAAGCCAACAUCCCUGGCCCACCAGCUGCCUCACCCUGUCAGUUCCCUGUGCUGGCACAAUCCCCCAGGAUCCAGGAUCCACAGUCUGCUUUCUGUGCCCCUGUUGUUUAGCAGCUCAGAGGCCCUGCAAGUCUGGGUCCCUGCCGCCCUCCAUCCUCAUCUCUCUCUGGCUACGUCCCACCUCCUAUUCAGAGCUGACAGUUAUUGAGCACUUCCGGGUGGGCCCUGCGCUGAAUACUUGAUGUAUUGUAUAUGGUCCUAUAUAAUUCUAGCACUCUUUGAAGAGAUUUCUAUUAUUAUCAUCCUCACUUUAGAGAAACUGAGACUGAAGAUCCCACAGCUGUCAAGUGCCAGAGCUGAGACUUGAACCCAGGUUUGCCCUGCUCCUCUCUGGAGCCAGCAAUCUUGACCAUUAGGCAGCACUGCUUCCUGACCCUCCCAAUUCCGGCUCUCUCCCACCUCCUCUGCUUGAAAUGUCUCACCUACCCUGACCCACCUGCCAAACUCCUUUUUCAAUGCUUACCUGCAUCACCUCCUCUGGGGAGACUGCCCUGAUUUCCCUCCUCCAGCUGCCAUCAGCCCUGGGCUUCCCUGGGGCCACAACAUUGGGAUGUCUGCCUGAUCCACCACCAGACCAGGAGCUCCUGGCAGGAGGUCUUACCCAGGGUCCCUUCUGUGUCCCCUGGGCCCGAGCCAACACAGAGGCAAGUUCAGAAAAGGUUUCCUGAAUGGAUGGCCCUGCCCUCCAGGACCUAAACACUUGUGGGGAUUAACAUCAGCCCUCAGACCAAGAAUGGGUGAUAAACUUCUCAGACAGACCCCAGGAACGUAGAGGACACAGUGGGACUACGGCGUGUGGGCUGCCCAGGGGAAAAGGAAUCUUCUCUCACCACUCUCAUUGCCCUCAGUUCCUCUUGUCUCUAGGACCCUGGCUUCUCUUCUUCAUCCUCCUCUCUCCCCCAAACCCCUCUUCGCUUCUCCUUCUCCUCCCUUGGUCAUCUCUCCCCCACCCCCCUCUCACUGGGAUGAGUUGGAGCUGUGGUGCUGAGAACGUGGAGGGGUGGAGGGGAGGGAGGCCCGAGCUGUUUAUAGGAACUGGAGCAGCUCCAUCCAUCAGCUCUGUUUGGAGCUGGAGACCAAGCAUAAUAAAUACCUUGGCUCCUCCCCAGCUGUGCUUUCCCUGAACUUGGCCAUUCGAACUCCAAAUUUCUCUGGCCUGCUGGUUCUCAGGACCCAGCUCCCACCCCACCCCACCCCACUUCCACCUCCCACCAAGCUGCUCUGGAAGGAGCCCUGCCUCUGGGACCAGAAAUGCGGGGCUGAGUCUAGGCUGUGUUGCCGCUUUGCUUCGGGAGCAAGUCAUGCCCCUGGUCUGUGCCUCCAUUUCCCCAUCCGUGAAAUGGGGUCAUAAUCACUGCCCACCCCCCCCCAAACAUGCAGUGCUGUUCACAUGUUAGGCUUGAGCAUCUGCUUGAUGCUGGGCCCUGGGCCCUGCGGGAUCCCUGGGAACAGGCAGGCAGAGCCUCUGCCUAUUGGGCGGAGGAAGGGGCCACACUACAGCCCAAGCAGGAAGUGGUCAGCGCCACGAGGGAGGUCCAGACUUUGUGUUCUGGGAGUUUGUUUGCAGCAGGGAGCGGCCCUUCCAGCUGGAGGAUUCAGAGGAGACCUCGAGGACAUCUGGGCUGGCCCUGCAGGGAAGGGUAGCAUUUCAGCAUGUGGAGAUGGGGAGAGCCUCUUCCAGGCAGAGCAGACUGCCAGAGCAAAAGCUGGGCAGGAGGAAGAUGUGAGGGUGGGGGCAAAGAAGAGCCUCCCUUUGUGCAUCCUUCACCCUAUCACUCCCAACGUUGUCCCCUCUGAUCCUCCAGCACCUUCCGCUCUGACCCUCUAGCUUUUUGGAAUCUUCCCUCCUUCUCUGGAGAGCUUCAGACUCACCCAGCUCUCCCAGGUUGUGGAUGCAUUCCCAGAAUUAUGCAGUCAUGUUCCCACUCCCACCUCCCCCAAAAAAGCCACCCUAGAAAGUGGAAGACUCAGAUCAGGGGAAAAGUCACUGGCCAAGAGCACGUUUCUGGAAUGAAUAAGGGAAUAAAUGAAUAAAAGAGUGAGUCAAUGAAAAAGAGAAUAAGUGAGUAGGAAAUUAUUGAAUUCAACUGACAUACUGUGCUGUACAUACAAGCUCCCUCCGCUGGUGGUGCUGGUGGUGCUGUUUAUUUGGCGAGGAGGGGAAUAGGCAUUAAAUACAUGCUUGUGUGCGCGCGCGCACGCAGACACACACACACACACACACACACACACACACACACAAAAGAAUAAAGACAAGAUGGCAAACUUUGAUGAGUAUUAUGAGAGAAAAUAAUAGGGAGACAGAAUGAAAUGGGCAGACUCAGAGAAGUCCUCUCUGAGGAUGGAAUCUGUAAGCUGAGACUGAAGGAGGACUUAAGAUGAGUGAGUAAAUUAAUAUUCCUUCUAGCCUCUUCCCCUCACUCCCAUGAAUUUGCAAGAGCUGCACUCUAGACCCUGAGGUCCAUUCUCAUGCAUUGAAAAGUCCCCCUACCCUGGGACCCUCCUGGCCUUCCCCUCCCCUCAGUGCUUUGGCUGUCCCAUUCUAGAAUCAUGGAGAAAAAUAUGGAAGGCUACCCAUAAGGGGUGGUGGAAGGGAUGGCCAAGGGAUGGGUGCCAGGAGUCAAGCAUUGUGGGGGUGAGGGACUGGCUAGGCUACAGGAUAAGAAAGUCAAGUUCCAAAGGCCCUGCUUUAUUUGGGGUGGGGCGGUGGGAUGGACUUGGCUCCCUCUGUCGUUCCUGAGCCACCCGUGUCAGCUUGCACCAACCAUACUCUUUCACCCUAGGUAGCUUACUAACAUUCUCCUAUUUAACCUUUUGUAUGUUUUCUCCAUAAUCAAGUCACCAUUGACAGAUACAUUUAAAUUAUAUGCAAAUAAACUUAUGCAUGUAUCACUGUUUUAUAAAAAUGGGAUCAUAUCAUAUAUGGUUUCCUGCAUCUUUUUGUUUUUAUUCAACAAUACUUUAAGGAAAUCCUACCAAACAAACAAAUAGCUCUGAUUCAUUUUUGACAGUAUGCAAUAUUCCAUUACGUGACUAUUCCAUAAUUUAUUCAACCAUUCACAACUGGUGGAUACUCACUUUGUUAUCCUGCAAAUGUAAACAUGCUGCAAAAUCAUCCUUGUUCUUAUGCCCAUAGUCCCUGGGAGUUGUAUUUCUGUCAGAUAACUACUUAUAAGUGAGAUUCUACAUCAGUGGAUAGAUAGAUAGAUAUAGAUAUAGAUGAUACAUAAUUUUAUUAAAGCUACUUUUCAAAGAGACAAUAAUGUUUCAUAUUUCCACAAACAACUUGUGAGAUAACAUUUUCCUAUACUUCCUGCCAGAAAUGCAUGUAGUAGCUACAGAUGUAAAGUGGUCGCGUAUUGUUAACUUUAAAUUACAUUUCCCUACUGCUGAAUCUGAGCAGCUUUUCAUUUGUUUGUUGGCGGUUUGGAUUGACUCUUCCAUGAAUUGCCAUUUUUGUCCUAUGCCCAUUUUUCUGUUGAGUUAUCAUUUCCUUGUCAGUUUGUUAAGCCUCAUUGUACAUUGCAGUUUUUAACUUUAUCUAGCAUUUUCAUAACAAAUAUUUUCCAAGUCUCUCAUCUGUCUAUUGACUCUACUUAUGUAUCUUUGUUCUAAAAUGCUUUUCAGGGCCUCACUUUUCCUUCAUAGCUUCUCAAUUUGUUUCACUCAGAUUGCUCAUAUAGUCUCCUAAAUUUUCUUCUUCUUUUUUCUUCUUUUCUUUUUUACAUUUAAAUCUU